Molecule: messenger RNA, 12141 nt
Organism: Rhineura floridana
Lineage: Eukaryota; Metazoa; Chordata; Lepidosauria; Squamata; Rhineuridae
Gene: WNK1
Product: WNK lysine deficient protein kinase 1
Exons: 30
Coding region: 1073-9652 (2859 amino acids)
Biological process (GO): protein phosphorylation; positive regulation of potassium ion import across plasma membrane; monoatomic ion homeostasis
Cellular component (GO): cytoplasm; cytosol
Molecular function (GO): protein serine/threonine kinase activity; chloride channel inhibitor activity; ATP binding
Source: RefSeq, a predicted model, not a curated record
GCAGCCGUGCAGGCAAAGCGGCGAUGACGCAGGCGCGGUGGAGUGCGGACGGAAAAAGGGGGCGUGGCCUCAGAGGCUGUCUGUCUCUCUCGCUCUCUGUGAGUGAGAAGGAGAGUGUGUGUCGGUUUCGGGCACCGUCGCCAUUUAGCGCGGCGAGUUUCCCGGGACUGGGAGAGGGGGUAGCGAGAGGCCCAUCCCCCCACUCCCCUCAGGAGCGGGAAGGAAAGAAGGACGGGAAGAAGCUGAGGCGGCCAAGACAAGCUCGGCUUCUCUUUUAUAUUAGUAUAAAAUUUUGCCCCCUUCCCGCCCCGCCUCUCAGGCCAGUCACUCUCGCAGCGUGGGGCGGGAGGUGGCCUCCUCCUCCUCCUCCUCCUCUGGGUGAGAACGAACGAGAGAAGGAGGGGCGGCGGCAGUCCCGGCAUCGUGUGAGGGGACAAGGGAAGGAAGGAAGGGGGUUCGGCGACAGCAGCGGCAACGGGAGGAGGCGGCUACAGCGGCGAGGACGCGCCGGGUCCCCGAGCGAGUGGCUGACUCUUGACUGACUUGGCUGAGGUAAGGAGCGGCAGCCGGCCGAGGAAGAGCGCGCGCGGCCCCCACAGGGAAGGGCCUUUCCGCGCCUCGCACUCCAUCCCGUCGGCCCGGGGCCUGCCGUUGGAUCCUGCUCGGCCUCUCUUAUUCCUCCUUCCCCACCCACCUACCUACUAGAUCCCAUCUUAUCUUCGUUGCUGCUCCAUGUCGGCCCCGCUGCUCGGCUCCCCGCUGCAGCAGGAUGGAUGCGGACACUGACCGGGGAGCCACCCCCUCGCCGCCGCCGGCCCAGCCCGCUCUAUUUCUACAGCAGCAGCCGUCUCCGCUGCUGUCUUUCCUCCUCGCGGUGAGGAGCCUCCGAGAGCCUCCUCUGCAGCAAGAGCCGCCGCCGCCACAGCAGCAGCAGCAGCUCCUCCUCGGCGCGUUCCCUGCCGCGUAUUGAUCCUCCUCGAGUCAGCUGCUGCAGCGGCAACUGCUGGUGUUGCUGCUUCUGCCGCCUUCGCUGCUGCGCCUUCGCCCCGUUGCCCUUUUCCUCUUCCGCACCAUGUCGGGGGGCGCUUCGGAGACUCCCCGCUUCUUGGCUCCCCCGCCGCCCCCGCCCAAGAACGGCUCCAGCUCGGACAGCUCCGUUGGCGAGAAGCUGGGGGCCGCCGCCGCUACUGCUGCCGGCGCCGGGGACCCUGAAGGCUCGGAAGGUGGCGGGGCCCGUAACGAGGAGUAUCGCCGACGCCGCCACACCAUGGACAAGGACAGCCGUGGCGCGGCCGCCACCGAGCACCGCUUUUUUCGCCGGAGUGUCAUUUGUGACUCCAAUGCGACCGCUCUGGAGCUUCCGCGGCUGCAGCCCGCAGCGCCUCCCCCUGCUGCAACCGCUCGAGAGAACAUCCCGCCAGUGCUGGGCUCGCCUCCUGAGUCUGUCAUCCAGGCAGCAUGUGCCUCUGUCACGGCUAGCGAGGCUCCCACGCUGCUCUUGCAGCAGCCACCCCCUCUGCUUCCACCCGCAGAGGGGCAGCCUGGUCAAGAGGCCCUGGUAGCAAAGGAUGUUGCCCGUCUGCUGGCCAAGGAGGAUGGACUAGAGGCCACCCCACUGCCCCCUACCAGUACAGCAGGAAUCACAGCCGUUUCUGCCAGGGAUCUGCAAGAAGAGAGGAGUAAACAGCAGGAAGAUAUUGAGGAGCUGGAGACCAAAGCUGUAGCCGUCUCCCCAGAUGGCCGUUUUCUUAAGUUUGACAUCGAGAUUGGCAGAGGUUCCUUCAAGACUGUCUACAAGGGGCUGGACACUGAGACCACAGUGGAGGUUGCUUGGUGUGAGCUUCAGGAUCGGAAGCUGUCCAAAUCAGAACGGCAGCGAUUUAAGGAGGAGGCAGAAAUGUUGAAAGGGCUUCAACAUCCUAACAUUGUUAGGUUCUAUGAUUCCUGGGAGUCUACUGUGAAGGGAAAGAAGUGUAUUGUCCUGGUUACAGAGCUUAUGACAUCUGGCACACUGAAAACGUACUUAAAAAGAUUUAAAGUGAUGAAAAUUAAAGUACUGCGAAGCUGGUGCCGGCAGAUACUGAAGGGUUUGCAGUUCUUACACACGCGUACUCCUCCCAUUAUCCACCGUGACUUGAAAUGCGACAACAUUUUUAUCACUGGCCCCACAGGAUCAGUCAAGAUAGGAGAUUUGGGUCUAGCAACCUUGAAGCGAGCUUCCUUUGCCAAGAGUGUGAUAGGUACCCCAGAGUUCAUGGCACCCGAGAUGUAUGAGGAGAAAUACGAUGAAUCCGUUGAUGUAUAUGCUUUUGGGAUGUGUAUGCUUGAGAUGGCUACGUCUGAAUAUCCUUAUUCUGAGUGUCAAAAUGCUGCGCAGAUCUACCGUCGAGUGACUAGCGGAGUCAAGCCAGCCAGUUUUGAUAAAGUUGCAAUUCCUGAAGUUAAAGAAAUCAUUGAGGGAUGCAUCCGUCAAAACAAAGAUGAAAGGUAUGCUAUCAAGGACCUUCUGAAUCAUGCAUUCUUCCAGGAAGAGACUGGUGUGCGGGUAGAACUAGCAGAGGAAGAUGAUGGAGAGAAAAUUGCCAUUAAACUCUGGUUACGAAUUGAAGACAUUAAAAAACUUAAAGGCAAAUACAAGGACAAUGAAGCGAUAGAAUUUUCUUUUGACUUGGAGAGAGAUGUCCCAGAAGAUGUAGCACAGGAAAUGGUUGAGUCUGGGUAUGUCUGUGAAGGGGAUCACAAGACAAUGGCCAAAGCUAUAAAGGACAGAGUGUCCUUGAUUAAGCGAAAGAGGGAGCAGCGACAGUUGGUGAGAGAAGAGCAGGAGAAAAGAAAGCAAGAAGUUGGUCAGAAGCAGCAGACAGAGCAGCAGUUACAAACAGGCACUACUCAGCAAGGAACAAAACAUGCUGCUCCUGUCACAGGUGUCACUGCUAUCCCCACUACUUCAGCUUCAGUUUCUACGCAAGUAGAGCCUGAAGAACCAGAAGCUGAUCAACAUCAACAGCUGCAAUAUCACCCCAGUAUUUCUGUUUUGUCUGAUGGCACAAUUGACAGUGGACAAGGAUCAUCUCUCCUGACUGAAUCAUGUGUGAGUAGCCAGCAGACUGCUUCCUACGGUUCCCAGCACGAACAGCCUAUCUCAACAGUUCCAGCCCCAGGAUAUACAGUUCCUAUUGGCCAGCCACAAUCGCAACAGCCUGGAGGCUAUCAGACACCUGGACUGCCUCAGCGUGGCUGUAGCAUGUUGGUUUGUACUUCCCCUCUUUCUUUCCCCCCUCUGUCCCAAAUUCCUCCCAGUGCUCCUUCCACUCCACCAUCAGUGUUGUGUGCACCUCUUUCUCCUCCUUACCUUCGGACUGCCCCUGAGGAAACCUUUGGUGAAAAGCUUUCCAAAGCCCUGGAGAAUGUCCUGCCCAUGCACACCGCCUCUCCGCGCAGCUACCGGCGUUCCAGCCUGCCUUCCCUCUUUGUCAACCCUCCUCCAUCCAUGGUGCAUCCGUGUGGGGGAACCCCAACGUUCCCAGAUUCCCAAGUAUUUUUUCCAACCGUUCAUGAACGGCCAGUGUCUUUCUCGCCACCACCCAUCUGCCCUUCGAGGGUGGCCAUUUCUCAGCGGCGCAAGAGCACUUCCAUCCUUGAAGCCCAAACCUGCCAGCCCUUGCUCAAGACUGGCCACAGUUUACUUUUCCCUGGCGGUAGUCCAACAACUUGGACACCAGAUGUGCUGGGAACAAUGAGCACCACAGCUCAUAAAUCCACAGGAGAGCAUAUGCAGGCUAAUCCUGUUUUUGAGUCGGCUCAAGUGUUGGGUGAUUACAGACCUGGACAAGCACCUUCAAAGGAUGCUACAAACAUGUUGACUCAAGAAGCAGUGUAUUUAAUGGGCAUGCACUGCCAGUCCCAGUUGCCAGAACGUUAUGAUACAGUGUCCCGUAAUUCUCAGGGGACCGAGCACCAGUUGCAGCAGGCUUCUGAACAGAAAAAUUUGCAUGGUGGCCCUCCUCAGAAUUCUCCUUUUGAGUAUCAAACUGGGCAGACUUUUCUGACAAGACAAAUUCAGAACUUGAGGCUGGAUUCUGGAAUGAAUCCACUAUCACCGCUAUCUAGCAUGUCAGCCCCACUGAGUGCAGAUCCCGCACAGAUGAAUUUUCACUCAGUAUUUGUUCCACAUUCUGCACCUGCCAUACUCACUCACAGCGGGGAUGGCCGAACAAGUUGUGUGUUGGAGUUCCAUGUUCAAGCACCCAAUGUGACUGCAGGAGAAGGUACCGUCCUAUCCCAGCGUGUUUAUAGAAAUCAUCGAGGCUCCACAGAUUUUAAUCAGGAGGAGUCCCCUCCAACAACUGCACAGUCUGGUCGCCUUCAGCCUGUAACAGAGGAGCAGUGUAACUGCCUAGGUCCUGAAUUCCUGGUGCCUAGAGGCAGUUCUGUUCUACAGAGCUGGGCAGAAGGUAGCCCAGGAUACUCCAGUGAUUCAUCACAGUUGACUUCCUCAGACACUGGUGACUUUCUGUCUCCCCCCCCCAGUGGGGCAACUGCAUCGUAUAGUUCAAGCUUGUCUGUGCCUGCUGCCCAACUGGCUCAGAAGACAUUUCAAGAUUCGCAGAUCAUCUUCCACUUCCCACAGGGAACUUCUCAACAGGCUUUCUCGGCACUGGCUGCAUCAGGACCGUCUACACUUUAUCCUCAGACACAGAUGCAAGGACAGCCAUCCUCAAGCGGUUCAUCGGUGAGCACAUCGUCCCAGCUAAUGCAGCAAGGUCAACAGAGUACGCAGCAGCCAGCCUCUUCCCAGCAGACUGGGCAAUACCAAGUACAGCAGUCCUCAGUUUCCACUGGAGCUGCUCCAUCGCAGCCAGUUAUACAACAAGCACAAAUAAUGCCUAUGCCUCAGGCACCAGCUGGUACACAGCUUCCUGUUUCCCAACCAGUGUCGAUCAUCCAAGGUGAAACGCAGUUACCUAUGGCAGCGCCUUCCCUUCCUCAGCCUUCAGUUGCCCCAGUCAUGCCCAUUGGCUCUCAUUUUCUCCCUGUGGGACAGGCUCCUCUUCAUCCACAGUUCUCAGUCUCUCAGAUGCCUGUAGCAGCACCUCAUGUAUCGUUGGCUCAGCCUGGUUUCCCAUCUCUACCCAUCUCUAUGGCAGCUGUCAUUAACCAGCCAUUGCUCACUUUGGCUACAUCUGCAGCUGCAGCGGCUAUUCCUGUGGGUUCAACUGUUGUCCCUAGCCAGCUUCCACCUCUCCUGCAGCCUGUGGCUCAGCUGUCCAGCCAGGUUCUCCCACAGCAUCUGCAGCCAGCUGUUCAGUCCAUGGGAUUGCCAGCAACUCUGGGACAAACUGCUGAAGUACCACUUCCAGCUACAGAUGCUCUGUACCAGGGCUUCCCACCUCGGCUACCAGCGCAAUAUACUGGAGACUCAAACAUUUCUUCCUCUUCUGUGGCCUCUGCUUGCCUCCCUUCUGCAGUACUAUCCCCUCCCUUACCCACAGAUGCAUUGGCUCAGCCAGGCUAUCUUGCUGCAAUGGUGCAGCCUUAUGUGGAGCAAAAUGUUUUAGUUUCUUUGGGCGGUCUAAGUGGACAGGUUCAAGUGCCACAGCCUGCUUCCUGUUUAGCACAGCAGGCCUCAUCUGCUUCCUCGCAGCAGACAGCAUUAGAGAGUACUUCUGGAGUCACUCAGACGGCACCUUCAGAGACUCAAGCACCAGUGCAGCAGCAGCAGCAGCCUUCACAAUCAACCACGUUGGUUUCCACAAUAGAUAGUGCACAUUCAGAUAUUGCUUCAGGCUUGAGUGACUGCAAUGAGAGUUUUCCAGCAUCUAGUGGUAGACAUGAAGGGAGGACUACAAAACGUCAUUAUCGGAAGUCAGUGCGCAGCCGCUCUCGGCAUGAGAAGACUACACGUCCAAAACUGAGAAUUCUUAAUGUUUCAAAUAAAGGAGAUCGGGUUGUGGAAUGCCAGUUAGAGACGCACAAUAGAAAAAUGGUUACUUUCAAAUUUGAUUUGGAUGGUGACAAUCCAGAGGAAAUAGCCUCUAUCAUGGUUCAAAACGAAUUCAUAUUGGCAAUGGAGAGAGAUUCAUUUGUUGAACAGGUGCGUGACAUCAUAGAAAAGGCAGAUGAGAUGCUCAGCGAGGAUGCCAGUGGGGAACCAGAAGGUGAUCAAAGCAUGGACAGUAUACAUAAUCAGAAAUUGGAUGGAGACUUCAAACAGCCAGAUCCCGUGUCUUCCAUGCCACAAAGAAUAGGUGUUCCUCCUAAUUCAUUGACUCAGGUUGUCCAUUCUGCUGGAAGACGGUUUAUUGUCAGCCCUGUACCAGAAAGUAGGUUACGAGAACAGAAAUUUUUCACUUCCAUCCCGUCAGAAAGUGAGCUGCUUGAUAUAGUUGCUGCUUCCCCAUCUCAUGGCCCUGGAAUGAAUCUGUCUCACUCUGCAUCUUCUCUUAGUCUGCAGCAAGCUUUCUCAGAGCUGAAACAUGCUCAAAUGAUGGAAGGACCAAACACAGCUCCCCCAGUUUUUAACCAGGCUGUGCCACCUUUUCCAUCUCUAACUUCAAGUAUGAAUGGGGGGCUGCCAUCAACAUCAGUGGCGGCUCCUUCAGUCUCGCUUCCUUCCACCGCUGGUGGUUCUUUACCUGCAACUCAGCCAAUAGAAAAAGUGACUGCAGGGCUUCCGUCAGGUGAAAAAUUGUCAGGCUCCAGCUCUCCACCACCAGUGUUGCAGUCACAGUUAAUUAGUGGAGUGCCUUCCAGCAUAAGUGCACCUUCUUCUUUGUCAGCAACUACAUCCCAGGUAGCUUCUUCCAUUGGUGAAACUGAUCCUAGUGUUAGCACCUCUGCUUCUUUAACAUUGCCACAAACUGGAGCAACAAGGCCUAGCAUUACAAUAUCAAAACUUAUGGCACCAUCUGUAACAUCUCAGCAGGUUAGUGCUGGAAGCACUGUUCCAGCAGUAUCACAAGCAACUGUCCCGGUUUCUUUGGCACAAAGUGUGAUUUCGCAGUCAUCUCAGAUGAACACCAGCAGUUCUGUACCGAGCCUAGCUGAAAUGGUGGUUGUGAGUGUGCUGCAGCCAAGAUCAGAAACUGAACAGUCAACAGAAAACCUGCAGCUAGGCAGUGGAGGUGGAAUGUCCUUGCCUGUUUCUGUACCUGUAUCUUCUGCAGUAGCAUCAAGUAUGCCUAGCUCUAUUUCGCAACCAGCCGACAUACAGCCGCUACCUAUCCCACCCAUAGUUACCUCAUCUAGCUUAGCUCCAGUAACAGGUGCUGUCUCUACCCCGGUAUUACCCCAGGCUCCUUUACCAGGCAUCCUGCCACUGGCACAGCCGGCAGCUAAUGUGCCCGCAGUCCAGCAGACUUUAAUACAUAGUCAGCCUCAACCAGCUCUGUUACCCAAUCAACCUCAUACUCACUGUCUGGAAGGGGACAUUGACAGUCAACCCAAAGCACCUGGUAUAGAUGACAUAAAAACUCUGGAAGAAAAGCUGCGGUACCUCUUCAGUGAGCAUGGUGGUGUUGGAGCAGCUCACCCAUCGGUAUCUCUGGAGACAUCACUAGUAAUGGAGACCACAGUCGUGCCUGGCUUACCAACCACUGCUGUUGCACCCACGAAACCUGUGGCACCUGCUGCAAGUACCAGUAUACCACCAGCCAGUUUGAAUCUUGGUCCAACAGGUUUACCUGUCAUGACACCAGUUGUCACACCUGGGCAAGCAGGCACUCCAGUCACCUGUGUCCCAGCAACAUGCUGUACUGCGUCAGCAACAGCUAAACCAGGGAUGCCUCCUUCAAAGCCACCUCUUAGCAGAGUACCGGCACUACCAGUAGGUUCUGAACUUCCAGCUGGCACUCCAUCCAGUGAGCAGCUGCCACCCUUUCCGGGACCUACACUAACUCAGUCCCAGCAACCUCUGGAAGAUCUAGAUGCUCAGUUGAGAAGAGCCCUGAGUCCAGAGACAGUUCCAACAACAUCAGCUCCUUCCUGUUCUCUGCCAUCAAUGGUUUCUACAACGGUUACUGGAACAGUGUCUGCACCAGAACAGCCUAUAAAUACUGAAUCUCAGGAUGCAGGCAGUUGUGCCACAGCUACCACCUCAGGAGUUGCAGUUCUUAAGAUGGGCCGUUUUCAGGUGUCGGUAGCAGUGGACGAUCAGAAAGAGAGUGGAAGCAAGCCCAAGCACUUUGACACAACCAGCUCAGAUUCCUCAUCUUUGUCUAGCAGUAGCCCAGAGAGUACUCUGGUGAAGCCAACCUCCAGUGGGAUAGCUGAAGCCAUUGCUGUAGUGGAUGGAGUUUUUUCACACACUUCCACCAGGCAGUUGCAGCCAACCAGGGUUGGGCGUUUCCAGGUGACAACAACAGCAACAGAUCAAGUGGGUCGUUUUUCUGUUUCUAGAACUCAAGAUGAGGUGACCUGUGUGGAAAGAGAGGCCCCUGCAAUAGCCCCUCUGUCUGUAGACGCUGAGCAAGUCUCUUCUCCAGUCACAACUCCGAAAUCAGAGUUUGCAGAGAGAAGGCAUUCUCUGCAUCUGAAUGGGCCAUCGUCUGAGCUGGAAGCUGCCUUCCUGAGUGGUGCAGCUCAGGAGCUAGAUGAUGGCUCAGGGAGUCCAGACUCUCUCCAUCCGCCUGGGUCAAAGAUCAGUCUUCCAGUCCAGAGCCUUAGCAACUCGUUCAACUCUUCCUACAUGAGCAGUGAUAAUGAGUCGGAUAUAGAAGAUGAAGACUUGAAAUGUGAGCUGCGUCAAUUGCGGGAGAAGCACCUUAAAGAGAUCCAAGAGCUUCAAAGUCGCCAAAAGGUGGAGAUUGAACUGCUUUACAAAAAAUUGGGCAAGGUACCUCCAGCGGUAAUCAUCCCUCCUGCUGCUCCUCUGUCAGGCAGGCGAAGAAGACCUACUAAAGGGAAAGGCAGCAGAUCCAGCCGCAGUAGCUCCCAGGGUAACAAGAGCCCUCAAAUUUUGGGCAAUCUGUCUGCUCAGAGUGCACCUUCGGUCUUGCCCCAACAACAGACCCUUCAUCCUCCUGGCACUGUCCAAGAGGCAGGACAAAACCAUCUGUUACAGCCUUUGAAACCAUCUCCAUCUAGUGAGAACCUCUACUCUGCCUUUACUAGUGAUGGUGCCAUUUCCAUACCAAGCCUUGCUGCGCCGGGCCAAGGGACCAGCAGUACAAACACUGUUGGGGGUACAGUGAACAGUCAGGCACCUCAGUCUCAGCCUCCUGCCUCUAGUCGAAAAGGGACCUUUACUGACGACCUGCACAAGCUAGUAGACAACUGGGCUCGUGAUGCCAUGAAUCUCUCUGGCAAGAAAGGAGGCAAGGGGCAUGGUAAUUAUGAGGGCCCAGGAAUGGCAAGGAAGUUCUCUGCACCAGGUCAGCUCUGCAUCUCGAUGACGUCCUCCCUUGGUGCUACACCCAUCUCUGCUGCUUCAGCUACCUCCCUAGGUCACUUCACAAAGGCCAUGUGCCCCCCUCAGCCGUACGGUUACCCAGCAGUGCCCUUUGUAGCUCCCUGGAGCGGAACAGGUGGUCCAGCACAGCAGCCUUUAGGCCAAUUCCAGCCUGUAGGUGCUGCCUCAUUGCAAAGCUUCAACAUUAGCAACUUGCAGAAAUCUAUCAGCAACCCCCCUGGCUCUAAUUUGCGGACCACUUAAAGAGACCCAGACAUGCUGCUGGGUAGACCUUGGGGUGGGGUGGGGAGAUGGGACCCAGAAUCAACUACUAGGCUGCAAUGAACUGGCUAUUAGUGCUCAAAGGGGGAUGAAUUUUUCUCUCACCAUUGCUCUCUGCUCUCCGUAAGAAAAGCCCUCCAUUCCGAAGAUGGGGAGAAGGGUGAUCAGGAUCUUCCAUGACGGGACAUGCUUCCUCUCGUUCUUGUCUGUGGCAAGUGUGUAACGAUGAAAGUCAUCACACAGGCCAGUGGCCUCUUGCUGUAAAAUUCACUUGGCUUAAGAUGCUGAAUCUACAGGGGUUGAGAUGGGAGAAUUGUAGUUAGUACUAGCAUGAAUCUUUAGUAUGCCAUUUGUCUUGCUCUGAGGAAUUAAGCCUGGGGGAAUAGCUGUCCAUUUUUCCAUCUUGCCUCUUCCUUCUAGCCAUCACACCAAAGUUCCUCAGCUGAUGGGGGCAUACAGGUGGACUUUCAGAACAGCCCAUGCUUUGAGAUAGGUCACUAUUACUUUAAGUAAAAGAUAUUAACAGCUUUGACUGCAGCAUUAGAGCAAUUUAAAUUGUUUAGAAGACAAAUUUUUAAAAGUUCCCUGCGGACAUGUACUUACCAUCAGUUUUGAUGUGGAAACACUGUGAUAUAUAAAUGUUGUUGGACAACAGUAGUUUAAAAAAAUGAGUGGAGUAUAGAGGAUUAAACAGUUAAAAGGAAAAAAAAUGGGGAAAAAGCUAGCUAUAUCCUGAUACUUAUUGGAGACACUUUAACUUUUUUCCUUUGUAUUUUCAUUGUAUUAGAUAAAUGUGAAUGUAUAAUUGUAUAAAUUAAUGUACUUGAAUACUUGUCUGUUCUCCCAGUAUGCUUGCUGGAUAUUUUAGUGCCUUGGACUUUUAUUGCUUCUGCAGUUAGCAUCACCUUCCCAGCAGACUUUAGACAGGCAGAGGAGAGAUAGGGAAGAAGGGGGUCAUUUGGACGUAGUCGCUGGAAUUCCAAAGGUGUAACACAUUGGAUGUUUAUGCUGUAAUAGUGUCUAGAGUAGGUGUUGGAGGGGGGAGCUAUUGCAGUUUUAUGUUGAAAGUGUAAAGCUAUGAAGUGGUGGGAGAAAACGGUUGUUGUUUAUACAGUAGCAAUGAGGGAUUUUUGUGGGGGUGUUGAAGUGAAUGAAUAUAGUGACCAGUAUAAAAGCUUGGUUGAUGAGAACAAGGGACAUAGGGAGAAAGAGGGGCAUCUUUGAAAGAGUCAGCUCCUGCGGGUGGAUUGGCUUUUAAGCAACAAAGGUUUGUUGUAAGGGCAGUGUAUGUUAAGAGGUUGGAGCUAUCACUCUGGGGAGGGAGUGUGUCUGCUGGGAUUUGCUCCCCCCCCCCAAUCAAUCCAGAAAGGCCAGGAGUAGAUCUUCCUGGUGCAACAUCCAUUGCCAAGGAUGGAUACACUUGAAACAGCCAGCAUCAAAAAUAACUUUUUCUUUCUAAAGGACUUAAAUCUGGUACCAGGACUGUAACUAACUGUGUUGCCUUUUAGUAGGUGUACUAUAUCUCCUACUCGCCUUCUUCUUUCUAACUUAAAAUACUGGUUCCCUUAUCAAACAAAAUACUGCAACCAACUAGUAUUACUUUGUAUUGCUGCAGUAGGCUGUGAAGAGUCAAAGUACUUUUGCUUUGUACUUGGAAGCAGCUUUACUGCUGGUCUGGAAGUCUGUAUACUAAGGAGAGGUGUCCCCCCCCCCCCCGGAAGUUCCUCUAAGGUUAGCAGGACAGUUGUUCUUUCUGUACUUGUUUCACUCUUUUCUCAAACAUGUACACAGAUCUUUCCUUUCUUCCUUUCACCUCAAGUUGAAGUUUACAGUGGCUUUGUCAGGAAGUAAGAUAGGAGUUGGACAUGGUGGCUAAAAAACAAAAGAAGUUUGGGGGCUGGGUUUCAACAACUUUUCAAUAAUUUUUUUAAAAAAGAUGCUCACAGUUGUGAUGGGAAACGAGUUGAGUUUGAUGUGCAGAAAGUGUGAAGGAGCAAUGACGAGGUGAUGCCACCUGAUAUGGGAGGAGCUAGUCAGCUGAGUUGCACAAGGGUAGUAUUUUGGCUUAAUGUGUUUGAGGUCAGGUUUUCACUUAGUUAUGCAAGUACUGGUUUUAUUUACCAUUGAUUUCCCUCCUGUGGAUGAAAUAACUGAGGUCUAGAGGAAUUAACUAAUGCUACUGAACUGUUAAAUUAUUUUGUGUUAAUAUUACACUUUGAAUACCUUUUUCCACAAGAUCUGUUUCUGAAUUACAGAUGUUUUCUUUACAUUAUUUAACAAUGUAUACUGUAAAAAAAAUAAAAAUAAAAUGAAUUCAAACCUUGGGCUUCCCUGGCCGUAGUUAAUAGUAUGUUUUGCACUAAAUCCAGGCAUUGCGCUUCCUGUAUGAUUGCGCUUUGUGCUGCAGUUUGUUACCUUCUUUGUAGAUAUUUAAUGAAAUCAUUCAAAUAAACCAAACCUGCUUUUGUUGA